Haemorhous mexicanus (house finch) is the source of this 3454-nucleotide messenger RNA. RefSeq names its product choline dehydrogenase (gene CHDH). The record is from RefSeq and is a predicted model, not a curated record. Gene Ontology annotation, cellular component: mitochondrial inner membrane. Gene Ontology annotation, molecular function: choline dehydrogenase activity; flavin adenine dinucleotide binding. Lineage: Eukaryota; Metazoa; Chordata; Aves; Passeriformes; Fringillidae. The coding region runs from base 332 to 2158 and encodes 608 amino acids. The transcript has 9 exons.
CAAACCCGAACGUCGUCACUGCUGAGCGAACGAAUCAAGUCAACACAGGCAGGCCCGGCGGGACAGCGCCUUUGCUGCUCUCGCUUCAAACCAGGGCUUUCUCCUGGCAGCACGCAUUGCACAGGAAUGAAGUUAGUCCGAAACAUUUUGCGGCAGAUACAUUUGAACCUGUUACACAGCCUGCAGCAGGGAAAAACAAAACAAAAAGUGAGAUCUGCUUUAGCCUGAGGAGCUCUUCCUCCUGCCCUUUACACAGUCAGGCCUGGCAGCAUUCGGUGGGUAGAGCACUGGAUUUUUGUCAGAAAUUCUGCACGAGUGACCAUCGGUAAAGAUGUCAUAUUUAAUGAAAGGAUUUAAACGUCACAGUGCUGUGGUGUGCAAAGUAGCAGGAAGCCCGUUUAGAGCACACACAUUAAAGAAUACAUUCGGCACCAAAGGACAAUUCACAAUUUCACGUGCAUCAUCCCAACUGAGCUCUGAAAAGACAAACUCUUAUAAUUACAUCAUUGUGGGGGCUGGAUCAGCGGGCUGUGUGCUGGCCAACAGGCUGACAGAAGACCCCCACAGCACCGUGCUGCUUUUGGAAGCGGGCCCUAAGGACACCCUGCUGGGCAGUACCAGGCUGAUGUGGAAGAUCCACAUGCCUGCUGCCCUGACGUACAACCUCUGCGAUGAGAAGUACAACUGGUACUACCACACCACCCCGCAGCGGCACAUGGACCGCCGGGUGAUGUACUGGCCCCGGGGCAGGGUGUGGGGCGGCUCCUCCUCCCUCAAUGCCAUGGUUUACAUCCGCGGGCACGCCGAGGAUUACAACCGCUGGAGCAGGCAGGGGGCUCUGGGCUGGGACUAUGAGCACUGCCUGCCCUAUUUUAAGAAGGCCCAGACGCACGAACUGGGGCCGGAUCAGUACCGAGGUGGGAAUGGCCCCCUGCACGUGUCGAGAGGGAAAACGAACCAUCCUCUCCAUCAGGCGUUCCUGGAGGCUGCCCAGCAAGCCGGGUAUCCCUUCACGGAUGACAUGAAUGGCUACCAGCAGGAAGGCUUCGGCUGGAUGGACAUGACUAUACACCAAGGUCAAAGAUGGAGCACAGCUAGUGCUUAUCUUCGCCCAGCCAUAUCACGCCCAAAUUUCUCAGUUGCAGAGAAGACACUUGUAACAAAAAUCUUGUUCCAAGGAACAAAAUGCAUUGGUAUUGAGUAUGUGAAAAAUGGGCAAAAGAAAAAGGUUUUUGCCAAUAAGGAAGUUAUUUUAAGUGGAGGUGCCAUAAAUUCUCCCCAGCUGCUUAUGUUGUCUGGAAUUGGAAAUGCAGAUGAUCUAAAAAAACUGGGGAUCCCUGUUGUUUGCCAUCUUCCUGGAGUAGGCCAGAACCUGCAAGACCAUUUAGAAGUGUAUGUCCAGCAAAAGUGCACCAAACCUAUUACUCUGUAUAGUGCACAAAAGCCACUGAACAUGGCGAGGAUUGGUCUCGAAUGGCUUUGGAAAUUUACAGGUGAGGGAGCCACUGCCCACCUGGAAUCUGGUGGUUUCAUCCGGAGUGAACCCGGGGUUCCUCACCCUGACAUUCAGUUCCACUUCCUCCCUUCCCAGGUGAUUGACCACGGCCGGGUUGCUUCCACAAUGGAAGCUUACCAGGUCCAUGUGGGACCCAUGAGGAGCACAAGUGUGGGCUGGCUGAAGCUGAAGAGUUCAGACCCAAACGACCACCCCAUCAUUGAGCCCAACUACCUCUCAACAGAAAGAGAUAUUUGGGAAUUCCGCCAGUGUGUCAAGUUGACCAGAGAGAUCUUUGCUCAGAAAGCUUUUGAAAAAUUUCGUGGGCCUGAAAUUCAACCAGGAAAUCAUGUUCAGUCUGACAAAGAAAUAGAUGCUUUCAUAAGGCAGAAGGCUGAUACUGCUUAUCAUCCUUCCUGCACCUGUAAAAUGGGUCAGCCUUCAGACAGCACCGCUGUAGUGGAUCCCCAAACAAAAGUCAUUGGUGUUGAAAACUUGAGAGUAGUUGAUGCUUCAAUAAUGCCCAGUGUUGUCACUGGAAACUUGAAUGCCCCAACUAUCAUGAUAGCAGAGAAAGCUGCAGAUAUAAUUAAGGGCCUGCCAUCACUUCAGGAGAAGAAUGUUCCUGUGUAUAAACCCAAGACCUUGGAAACACAGAGAUAAAUAUUCUCAUCCUUUCAUAUAAUUUGCUAUUUAGGCUUUCAUCUGCAUGUUGGUAUCUCAUACUAAAUAUGCCAGCAUGAUAAAUAUCAUGCAAAAUAACAUAUCCUAUUAAAAUAACUAUUAAUUUGAAUAAUUUUUUGGUAUUAUACUACCUACUGGGUUUUUUUUAAUCAGCUGGCUUAAGUUCCUUUUUUAGAAUCAUAGAAUAUGCUGAGUUUCAUGGGACCAAUCAGGAUCAUUAAGUCCAACUCCUGGCUCUGUGCAGAACACUCCAAGAAUCACAAAUUUAGUUAAAUAUGACCUUUUGUGGUAAAUUCAAAUUUUCUGUUGAAGAAAAGCUGUUUUUCAAUGACAAGAUGGUUGUACACAUCAGCCAGAAAUACCAUGUGACUGCAUGAGGAAUGGAAGAGAUUACUGUGGGCUGUUUUGAAAAUGAUUAUGUUAUUUGAAGAAUUUUAACUGCUAUGAGAAUGUUACCCAGGAAAAUAGCUAGUCAGUAAUCACCACAGCCUGCAGAGAAUGGUCAAGCAAAUGCAGGCACUUAUGGAAUUUCAAAUUCAAGAGCUGAAUUAGUUUGUAUCAGAAUUCAUAGGAAAGGGAGGAACCUGAAUGUGCUCAGAUUUGUCAAACAUGAGAAACAUUUCCUUUAUGAAAGGAAUGCAUGGUUUACAAAUCCCACUCAAAGUCAGACUUCACUAAGCUCAGCAGCCUCUAACUGUAGAGCAUGCAGGGAGAAGACAUACAGUGUAUUUAUCACAAGUUAGUUUUCUAAAAAUGCAGAACUGGAGUUGAAAUUUAUAAAAAUCUACUGGAAAAUUCAUAUUCCUCUUUGUUUGUUUUUAUUUUGUUCACAAAGUGCUUAGUAGAAUUCUGCUCACAAUUUAAGCUGAUGUAGUUUUACCACUCUAGCAGUACGAGAUCUGCACUUUGUAAAAUAUCCUUAAAGUGAUUGGUCUUUGCUCAGAUGAUUGCAAAAAAUAUUUAUCAGUAAAUAUUCUGAAUGGUGCCUUGCUAUCACUCAAAUUUUAUUUAGAAAAAUUACAACCAAACUAUAUUUAAAAUGAAACAUUACUCAGAUAAGGUCAGAUAUUGAUGAUAUGGGAAGAGGUCUUUUUUAAUUAGAAGGCAAAUAUCUUAUUCAGUGAACCAUUGCUACAUUCUAGUUAAGACUUAAAUCUAUGCUUUUUUAAUUUUCAGAUGUGUAAAUUUAGAUACUUGAGCUUUCAUGGCUGUUUUUGUUGUCAAACUAACUUUCAGAUACUGAUUAAAAAAAUGGAACUCACUGAAGGAAAUUUA